Messenger RNA from Centruroides sculpturatus (bark scorpion), 1035 nucleotides. Its product is annotated as acyl-CoA-binding domain-containing protein 5-like. NCBI's taxonomy places the organism in Eukaryota, Metazoa, Arthropoda, Arachnida, Scorpiones, Buthidae. The record is from RefSeq and is a predicted model, not a curated record. Bases 39 to 977 code for a protein of 312 amino acids. The transcript is spliced from 6 exons.
AAUGUUUUCAUUGAAACCUAUGGCAGAUUGUGGAAACUAUGUCUUACACUGAAAGUGUUGCUGAUUUUAUGGAUAUCUUGGGUCCAUUUUAUGAAUUUGUUCCAUUGGAAGACAGUGAAGCUAAGCAUAAUGGUAAUGGUAGUCAUGAAUCUGAUGAAGAUAAUGAUAUUCAUAUCAAACAGGCUAUGGAAAAUAGUAUUGAUUCUUUAGACAGUGUAACAAAGUCUUUAAAAAAGCAGUUAAAAAGUAAAAAAUGUAAUGGUGAUUUGAGAGAUGGUGGAAUUAAUAAUAGACAGCUGUCAGAAGCUUUCAAUGCUCUAAAGAGCUCUAAUGGUCAUAAGGAAAAUGGUGCAGAUGAAAGUGAAACAGAUGAAUUCUCUGAUACUUAUGAUCAGAUAACAGAAGAAGAAAAUGGAAAUGGUAUAUUAGAAGUAACAAAUGGUCAAUUAGAUUACAAUUCCAAUAAUUUUAAAGAUCAUACAACGUUAAAAAGUGGUAAAAUUGAUCAUGUAACACAGACGCGUGGUGGUGGAGAUCAGAGACCUUCAUCAUCAUCAGGUAAUAGGGAAUCUGGAAGCAGUAAUGGAAGACCCUUUAGGAAUCGUCAGAAUCGAGAUAUUGGAUUACAACCUCAUGUUCCAUCACCAAUGUAUUCUAGUACUAAUGUAAAUCCAGGAGGAAAUGGAAAUGGUGAGGAUGGAACCAUUGGAGGAAGACAUUCAGUUGAUGUUGGAGAGCAGUUGGCUUUAGCAGUCAUUAAAUUGCAGCAUACUAUGGAUGAGGUUGUGAAUAGACUAGAUUCUCUUGAAGUUCUUUUGCAAGAUAAGCAGCAUGAUAAAAAUAAUCAGGAAUCAUCUGAUAAAAGGCUAUUAUGGUCUUUAUUUGGUCUUUCUCCUAGUGCUGCAAUGUUCAUUGUUCUGUGGCCAUUUGUUGCACAUUGGAUUAUUAACAUCAUGAGAAGAAAAAGACAAAGAUAAUGUAUAUAACUCAAUUGUUUUUACACUUUCUCAUUCAUUCCACAAACUAGUUUUAUAA